Plectropomus leopardus (leopard coralgrouper) is the source of this 3581-nucleotide messenger RNA. NCBI's taxonomy places the organism in Eukaryota, Metazoa, Chordata, Actinopteri, Perciformes, Serranidae. The record is from RefSeq and is a predicted model, not a curated record.
CACGCGCGGCAGCAGCAGCGGCAGCGACUGAGGAGCAUUAAGACACAGAGUCCCGACCAGGGACACCCGGGGUCCAACACCGUCCCCUGCCCGAACCGCGCACCGCCGCUGGACACCCACAACGACAAAAAGGAGGGAAAACGACGCUUUUCUAAGUGCACCGUUACCGUUUGUUUCAACGUCAGGUACUGAAGAAGUGGGUUUACUGGGAAGUUUGCUACUCACAGCGGCAAUUACAGGAGCAUGAAAGCCGGCGUGGAGAAGAGAGCAUCAGUCUAAACUUCACUGACUCCAUAAGCUUGGUGUAGGCUUUUUUUCAGACCACUUAUCUAUUGGAAACCUGCGUUUAUUUUCAACUUGUUUUAUCGGACUUUUAUGUUUUUGUUCGCUCAGGGACUCCAAAAAAACCUUCCAACUUUAUAAAAAACAACAAUCAGCUUGUCUCAGACAUUCAAGCAGACGAGAGAAGAAAAGAAAGUCGAAGGGAGAAGUGGAUGUAUUUUCAGCCAUGGAUGUAACAGUUUACCCGCCUCCUCCUCAGCCUCUGGCCGCGUCAGAACACACCAGGCUGGGGCAACUCUCCUACCCUGACCCGGCCUUUGGGACCAACAAGCUGGAUGGGGACACCAUGUUCCUGGGGAUGCCAGAAGCUGGCCUCGACUUCCCCUCAACCAAUCAGUUUCGUGUGCCGCAGCCCCCUCACCCUCUCAGCAAGGUGACGCCACCCAACCCGCCCUCACAGCACUGGAGGAGGGACACACACAUGGCUGACACACACCGUCUGCCUUGGUCUUACUCAGUGGGUGGUUUGGGCGACGAGGACUUCAACAUCCCUCCCAUCACCCCCCCCACCCUGCCGGACCACAUGCUGCCCCCCCAUCUCCCCCACGAUUCCCGCUCUGGACCAUACCACCCUCUGGACCCUCCCUCCAGCUCAGCUCCACACCACCCCUACCAGCUGCAGGGCAUGGAUCUGCCUGGCAUGCCUGGGAGCCAAGAUGGAGGUGCUUUGUUGAACCAGGAUGGUGGCACGUUCAGUCCAGAUAGCGGCCCGAUGACCAGCACACUGUCUGUGAUGCAGCAGAUGGUGAACUCGGACUCUCGCUUUACCAGCAGCCAGCAGCCAAUUGAAGCUGCGCUGGGACCCAGGAGCCAAUCAGGCAUGAGCCAGCAGAGCCAGUUGUCCACCAUCAACCAAUCCCAGCUGGGACUGAGCGGGAACUCUGUUACCCACAAUUCUCCUUCACCUCCAGGAAGUAAAUCUGCCACGCCAUCUCCCUCCAGCUCAGCACAUGAGGAUGACAACGAUGAAGGACUCAGGCUGGGUAGUGGGGGAGAGAAGAGGCCAGCCACAGUGGACAUCUCCAAGAAACCCAAAACACCAAAGAAGAAGAAGCGAAAGGACCCAAAUGAGCCAGUGAAGCCAGUGUCUGCCUACGCCUUGUUCUUCAGGGACACCCAAGCCAACAUCAAGGCCCAGAACCCCAACGCCACCUUCGGGGAGGUGUCGAAGAUCGUGGCCUCCAUGUGGGACGGCCUGGGAGAGGAACAGAAACAGGUGUACAAGAAGAGGACAGAGACAGCUAAGAAGGAGUACCUGAAACAACUGGCUGCCUACAGAGCCAGUCUGGUCUCACGGAGUUACAACGAUCCAUCUGAAAUGAAGCCGCCCCACUCGUCCUCAUCCUCCUCGUCCUCUACCUCAAUGUUCACACCCAAACCUUCGGUGUACCCAGGUCACCCAGGCCAGCACCAUUCCUCCAACUCCCUCACACACCCUCACACUCUCCCUUCCCACCAGCACCCGAGCAUGUACAUGCCGUACCCUCACCCAUCACACCCUUCCCACGCCUCGAGCCCCGGCCUCAGCCCGCACCUGCCCCCCUCUCACACCCAGAUCCACCCCCAGCUCCAGCCUCUGUCCUCAAGGGGGACCGUGCCACGGCCCAGCGUCCCCCACCAGGGAGCUCUGUCCCUCGGCAGCAUGGCCGCGGCGUCCACCCCUCCUCUGCAGGUCAGCCCUCCUCUCCACAGCCAGGCACACCUGGGGGGGCUGCACAGUCCGCACCAUCAGCACCAGCAGCUCAGCGGACACCCACUGGGAAUGACGCACUCACCUGCCAUCACACAGGGCUACCACCCCUCCCUUCAGUCUGACUACCAGCCAAUGGGAGGAGGAAUGAUAAGUGGUGGACCAGUGAUGUCAUCAUCCAUGGACUACCAUCAACUGGGUCGACACACGCCGAACCACCACCCAUCUCUGGACUGGAGCACCGAUUACCAUGGCAACGGUGGUCUGCAGAGAGACAAACCUCUCUAUCUGAGCUAAUCUCAGGACAAAGUGACACCAAACUUCAACCAAGCCCUUCUACUGCCACACCAUGGAACCUCGAACCUCAUCUGAACCAGGACCCAGACCAGCCUCGUCCAACCACCGAGGACUCCACCUACACACCACCUACACUUGGGUUCAGCACUUCAAACAAAGGCCCAAGCAGGAGAACAAUCUGCAUAUUACUACUACUAUAUAUCUCUUCUAAGGGACAUCAGGCCAGUGUUAAGAACAGGAUGAAAUUACUUUCUCCCAGUUUCUGCAUGUGCCACAGCUGGUCUCACAUCUGUUACUGGCUGCAGUUUAUCUGCUGAUCAUUUCCAACGUAAGAUGCAUUCUGCUUUGAAGUGAAGUCGUGUUAACCAGCGAGGAGAGGUGGGCAGGUCCUGUGCUGUGAACAAUGAUAAUAGGUGUAUAUACUCCAACCUCCCUCACAAAGGGAUAUUCUGUCUUAAUUUCCCGUCUGCCCAAAACAAGUUCUAAUCUCGUUCCUCAUUUUGUAAAGAUGGUGUUAACCGUCAGUUCCAAAAAGCUCUGAAGAGCGAGUGUAAAUUGCUGUAACAUAAUAGUUUGAGCUGUCAAUUUAAAGCCCAUUGUUUUUUGUUUUUUAUGUUCUUUGACCUCAUAGUUGCUGUAUCCUUCGACGCCCAAAGUCAAGAGAACGCAGCACACAAAACGAUAGGUUGAUAACCAAAUACCACAAAAUAUGUCCCCUCGCUGGUCCCUUAAUGAUGGGAGUCUUUGAUUUGAUGCAGUAUUGACUGAAGUCGCACACGCUGUCUGUAGAGACAGAACACGUACGCAGUAAAGUACCGACUGAGCUCACGCUGCUUCAUUCAGCUUAAAGGGAUAGUUUGGGUUUUUUGAAGUGGGGUUGUAUGAGGUACUUAUACAUAGUCAGUGUAUUGCAUACAGAAGGUGCCAGUCACCAUGCCCCCAGUGUUAAAGAGCAGGCAGGAGUAUGAGGAAGCUUAGCAAUGUACUGCUGUGGAUGAGGUCAACAACAAAACGUAUUUUACCUAAAAAAAAAAGUGCCACCUAAAUAUAUCAAUAUCAGGCUGCUUGUCAUCCCCUCUCACUGCCUUUCAUGCUUAAGCUGUCCUGUAUAAUAAAGGCAGAAAGCCAAUAAAUGAUCUUUAAACCCCCCCUAGGAACGUCAGGAACGUCUUUGCGCUUUUUAAAAUAAUCUGCAUUUACAGAAAACAUUGUGAGAACGAUCCUGUUGUACACGCAUUCACAAAAACAACUG